CAGCGAUAUAAUAAUAACAGAAUAAUUUUCCUAAGAAUAUACAAUCAUCUCUAUCGUUAUUUAACAAGGUUUAGUAUCUUUGUAUAAUGGCCGAUGAACUAGAAAAAGUUCACCUACAUUACGAUGAUAUUAAUAAAAUCAGAGUUAUUGAUAGUACAGUUCUUAAAGAAACCGAAGAUUUGAAGAAUUCAUGCAAGGAUUAUGAUACAAAAGUACAAGACUUCGGGAAUAUAAUUACUUCUUUACUAAAUAUGUUGAAGGAGCUUGGUGAUAAUGUUGAGAGGCAAAAAAUGGCUGCAAUAGGAGCUACUAAUCUUCUUAAAUCUAUUGCAAAAGAUAGAGAAAGUGAGCAAGCAAAACUACAAUCAGAAAUAAAUGAUAAAUCUAUGAUUUUGGAACAGCUGGACUCCGAAUAUGAUGCCCUUCAAAUCUUAGAAGCUACUCAGACAGAAACAAUUGAAUAUCUGACACAACUUAGAUAAAUCUGCACCUGCAUCUGACACAACUUUGGAAUAUUUAGUUUUAACACAUAAAUCACUUACAUUUUGUUGUUGAAUAAGUAAUACAAAUUUUUGGUCUGUAAAAAUGUAUUUUUUAUUUUUUUAAUUGAUUCACACA
This is a messenger RNA of Vanessa atalanta (red admiral), 618 nucleotides long. RefSeq names its product intraflagellar transport protein 20 homolog. Bases 87 to 482 code for a protein of 131 amino acids. The record is from RefSeq and is a predicted model, not a curated record. Gene Ontology annotation, biological process: protein localization to cilium; centrosome localization; intraciliary transport. Lineage: Eukaryota; Metazoa; Arthropoda; Insecta; Lepidoptera; Nymphalidae. Gene Ontology annotation, cellular component: intraciliary transport particle B; Golgi apparatus; centrosome. The transcript has 4 exons.